CGUUCAAUCUCUUCCUUCUCAGGAUCUCCAUCUCCGGCAAACCCUAACCAUUGCAGACCAGAUAAUCGCAUGGCUCAGGCACUGAAAAAGGCACAGUCGGAGGGAAAGUCUCUGAAAAGCUUUAUAUUCGCCGUUAAUCUCCAGGUUCUGGGGAAAGACUACCACAGCGCCGUGUUUUAUUUUGCUACAGAAGAUCCUAUCCCGUACAGAUCGUUGCUCUACUGGUUUAUCAACGGAGAUGACGCUUUUCGAAAUCAACGGUUCAAGAUUGUUAACUGCAUCAUGAAAGGGCCAUGGAUCAUGAAGAAAGCAGUGGGGAAUUACAGUGUGUGCUUGUUAGGUAAGGCCUUGACCUAUAAUUGUCACAGAGGAGCCAGUUAUUUGGAGAUCGAUGUCGAUAUCUCGAGCUCGGCAAUCACUAUUGCGAUUUUACACCUGGCAUUCGGAUAUGUGACGAGUGUGACCAUCAAUAUGGGGUCGUGGUGGAGGCGCAGACCGAGGACAAGUUACCGGAAAGGUUAAUUGAUGCGGUUAGGGUUUGUCAAAUGGAGAUGUCGUUUGCGAUGGUUGUUGAGACUUUGACGACAAAUUAAUACAAACAAGCGCAGACCGGCUUGAGUUUGCUAGAGAUGGAGAUCCUGGGAAGGAAGAGAUUGAACGGAAGGGAUGCUGAUGAGAGGAGAAACAUGUAAUUUAACUUAUUUAGUUUCUUUCGUAAAUAUUCAAUUAAUCUUAAAUAAUGCUAACUUCAUUUA
Messenger RNA from Rubroshorea leprosula, 755 nucleotides. The record is from the annotation of a GenBank genome assembly. Lineage: Eukaryota; Viridiplantae; Streptophyta; Magnoliopsida; Malvales; Dipterocarpaceae.